CUCUGGAAUAUUGCCCUUAAUUUUAGGCAAUUGUCAUUUGUUAUACAUUUUGGAACAGCACAACAUAAUGGGCGCACAACCGACGCCAGUGGUCUGUCCCCUCUCGACAGCAUAAACAAAUGAAACUUUGCAUUUGCCUCUGCAAGGGCAAAUACACAUCUACAGGUGUAACAUAAUAGGCUGCAUAGUCAACGCGGAAUUAACUUGAACGGUAGCCUACUCUAGGUAAAACUAAGUUUGUUUUAUAACAAUAAUACAAAAAAUAUAAGCAGCUCAGGCAAGACGUGGUUUGCAGGGGAAAUCAAACCUACAAUAAUGAAGAUAAAUUCGGACGCAACAAUAUUGAUCUACCUGCCUUUUUCCAAGAGAAAAAUAUGACUUGAUUUGUUAUAUAAUAGGCUUUAUGGGUGGGAGGAUAUUUGUUGUGCAUGAUUGAAAUGUAAACUAAUCACUGAUUUCCUUAAACACGCUUUGACCUGAUAUGAUCCAUUCAUUUCCAUGGUGAAUUUAUGACAAAAUAUGAUUUUUGCCUAAAAUAUAAUUUCACGAUUAAUAAUAAGAGCUCAUUUUGGUAAAAACAUUUUGUUUUGACUCCUGUCCACCAAUAGAGGACCACUAGAGCACCAUAAUAGUGUAGCAGUCUGCUGAACUUUUCUCAUGUGCAAGUGUUUAGCAAUGUUAUUGAGAUGAAAAUUGAACAACCACUGCUUAAAUAAAAAAAAUAUUACAGAAAGAAACAGAUUGGCUUACACAGUCUGUGAUUAAUGAGUGAUAAUUUUAUUAAAUCAGUCUGUAUGAAAGAUUUUUCAAAACCGGCAUGUUCUAGAAUGUUAGGUUGGCGUACUGUUGUUAUACGAGUGAAGUGGGAGGGGCCUCGUCGUCAAACCGCGCUACCACUGCUGUUACACUGCACACACUUUAAACUAUGCGGAUGAACUUAGGAAACUGAAUAGGUCUUGAUACUUGUUUAAAGAUCAGCGACAAAGUGACACCUUUACAGUUUAGACUUCCCUAAAGGUUUCCACAAAAUAUAUGUCACCAUGUCCUCUGCUGAACUGCACGGACGACUUCAGGCGCAGACAUAAAUAACUGGAUAUCCAAAAGUCCGUUCUAAUUACUAAUGGCUGAGCGUCGGUGAUUUUCUAUGGCCGGAACUUGCUUCAAGUGUCCGGUCUCUUUAACUGUCUUCAAGCGCUCUUUCUGCGUCACACCACGUUCUGGACCCGCUUCACGGACCUUCUUUUACGGGGGACGACUGGGCGAGAAAGGCGUACAGGAGGGAUGUUGGGCCGCACGCCCUACUGCUUUGCGGACCGUGGGUUCUUUCCGAUUUCCUGCCUAUUUCUGUUUCUCUUGUCAGGAAUCCAUGAGUGAAAGCCUACGGACAUGCUACCUUUAUCUGAACCAGACCAGUCGCAGUUUCGCAGCUGUUAUCCAAGCGCUAGAUGGAGAGUUACGGCAUGCGGUAUGUAUCUUCUACCUGGUCCUACGGGCCCUGGACACAGUGGAAGAUGAUAUGACCAUCCCUUUUGAGAAGAAGGUGCCCAUGCUGAAUGACUUUCACACCUACCUUUAUCAGGCUGACUGGUGCUUUACUGAGAGCCAUGAAAGGGACAAGCAGGUCCUGGAGGACUUCGCCACGAUUUCCUUAGAGUUCAGGAAUCUGGGACAAGAAUACCAGGAUGUGAUCUCGGAUAUCUGCCAACGUAUGGGAGUGGGAAUGGCUGAGUUUCUGGAAAAGAAAGUAGGCUCCAUGAAGGAGUGGGACCAGUACUGUCACUAUGUGGCAGGGCUGGUGGGUAUAGGUCUGUCCCAAUUGUUUUCUGCCUCACAACUGGAGGACCCAGAGGUGGGAAGAGACACAGAGCUAGCCAACUCCAUGGGCCUGUUCCUCCAAAAGACCAACAUUAUCAGAGAUUAUCUGGAGGACAUACAAGUGGCCAGGGCCUUCUGGCCACAAGAGGCAUGGAGUCAGUUUGCGUGUCAUCUGGAGGAUCUGGCAGAGCCUGCCCAUUUGACUUCAGCCCUGUCCUGUCUAAACCUGCUAGUGACAGAUGCCCUGCGUCACGUUCCUGAUGUCAUAUCCUAUCUAGCGCGGCUCAGAAAUCAAAGCGUCUUCAACUUCUGUGCCAUACCACAGGUGAUGGCAAUAGCAACCCUCUCAGCCUGUUACAACAACCCUCAGGUCUUCCAGGGGGUGGUAAAGAUCAGGAAAGGUCAAGCUGUCACCCUUAUGAUGCAAGCCACCAACAUGGCUGCCGUGCAAAGCAUCAUGGCCCAGUACAGCCAGAAGAUGUUACACAGGGUGUCCCUGACAGAUCCGUCUCGGGACAAAACACUGCGCAUCCUGCGUGUGAUCCAGGAAAGGACUGUAUCCCAAACCACCCUGCCCUCCCGGACCACCCACCUUUCCCCCAUAUACCUCUCUGCUGCCAUGCUCAUAGCUGCCCUCAGCUGGCAAUACCUGAGCACUGGACAACCUGAAGGCAACACUGAUAUGCAGGGUCACUGACCCUCACCCUGCAUAGGGUGCACAGACUGAAAUGGCCCCCAUUUCGCCAUAGGCCUGGUUCUUCCUCUGCCCUCUAGAAAAGUUUCCUUUCCAUUAACCUGAUCUAUGAUGGUCCAUAGAGGUCUGUACUAUGAGAGGUUACUGGGAUUUCUUAUUGUGUUUGAUAGUGAUUUGCGGUAGUCACCUUUUCAUACAUCCAAUUCACAUGGCUGUUUCUCAUUUUCUUCACACUCUCAUUUUUGUUGUGGUUGAUUUUAGUUUUCAACCACAAAUAUUGUUUUAAACGCAUUUAUUGAAAAUAACUAUCAUGGAAUGUUGUUUGAACAACAAUGUCUUGUUUGAGGUUUCUUUUUUUGUCUGUAGCAAAGAUACAAUUGUUCUAUUUAUGUGGUCUGUCUGUCUCUACCGCAGGAACUAUGGCCAUACUGUACUGUAUGUACAGUAUGCCUUCUUAUCAGAACUGUUGUCACAUCCAGUCAUAAACAGAUCUGGGAACAUUUCAAUAUCUAAUGUAACAUUCUGAUUUGUAAAUAAUAUAACAAAUAAUAAACAGGAGAAAAACAUGCCUCAUCAUUGUUACAAAGGUCAAAA
Esox lucius (northern pike) is the source of this 3103-nucleotide messenger RNA. It is a transcript of the gene fdft1, whose product is annotated as farnesyl-diphosphate farnesyltransferase 1. The record is from RefSeq and is a predicted model, not a curated record. Lineage: Eukaryota; Metazoa; Chordata; Actinopteri; Esociformes; Esocidae. The coding region runs from base 1145 to 2512 and encodes 455 amino acids. Gene Ontology annotation, biological process: cholesterol biosynthetic process; farnesyl diphosphate metabolic process. The transcript has 7 exons. Gene Ontology annotation, molecular function: squalene synthase [NAD(P)H] activity. Gene Ontology annotation, cellular component: endoplasmic reticulum membrane.